GUGACUCACCACUGUGAUUCUACUAUGCCUUCUGACCCCGUCUUGGACUUCGUUUGGGAGAAUGUGGAGCCAUUUGAACAGGCUCCUCUUCUGGAGCAUAUUUUCUUCUGUCACUUGUAGAAAAGCUGUAUUGGAUUGUGAGGCAAUGAAAACAAACGAAUUCCCUUCUCCAUGUUUGGACUCAAAGACUAAUGUGGUUAUGAAGGGUCAAAAUGUAUCUAUGUUUUGUUCCCAUAAGAACAAAUCACUGCAGAUCACCUAUUCAUUGUUUCGACGUAAGACACACCUGGGAAGCCAGGAUGGAAAAGGUGAACCUGCGAUUUUUAACCUAAGCAUCACAGAAGCCCGUGAAUCAGGCCCCUACAAAUGCAAAGCCCAAGUUACCAGCUGUUCAAAAUACAGUCGUGACUUCAGCUUCACGAUUGUCGACCCGGUGACUGCCCCAGUGCUGAACAUUAUGGUCAUUCAAACAGAAACAGACCGACAUAUAACAUUUCGUUGCCUCUCAGUCAAUGGCUCGCUGCCCAUCAAUUACACUUUCUUUGAAAACCAUGUUGCCAUAUCACCAGCUAUUUCCAAGUACGACAGGGAGCCUGCUGAAUUUAACUUAACCAAGAAGAAUCCUGGAGAAGAGGAAGAGUAUAGGUGUGAAGCUAAAAACAGAUUGCCUAACUAUGCAACAUACAGUCAACCUGUCACCAUGCCCUCAACAGGCGGAGACAGCUGUCCUUUCUGUCUGAAGCUACUACUUCCAGGGUUAUUACUGCUGCUGGUGGUGAUAAUCCUAAUUCUGGCUUUUUGGGUACUGCCCAAAUACAAAACAAGAAAAGCUAUGAGAAAUAAUGUGCCCAGGGACCGUGGAGACACAGCCAUGGAAGUUGGAAUCUAUGUAAAUAUCCUUGAAAAACAAGCAAAGGAGGAAUCUGUGCCAGAAGUGGGAUCCAGGCCGUGUGUUUCCACAGCCCAAGAUGAGGCCAAACACUCCCAGGAGCUACAGUAUGCCACCCCCGUGUUCCAGGAGGUGGCACCAAGAGAGCAAGAAGCCUGUGAUUCUUAUAAAUCUGGAUAUGUCUAUUCUGAACUCAACUUCUGAAAUUUACAGAAACAAACUACAUCUCAGGUAGAGACAGGUUUUUGCUAUGUUGGCCAGGCUGGUCUUCAACUCCUGACCUCAAGUGAUCCGCCCACCUCGGACUCCCAAAGUGCUGGGAUUACAGGCGUGAGCCACUUCGCCUGGCCCUCCAUUUCCUGAUCUAGUCUUAUAUCCACGCUCACCACCUCAGCACGCUCAGACCCACGCUGCUGUGGGCUCCUCUGGCUCCUGGAAGAGUGCGUCCGCAGAUGCUGCAGUCUUUGUGUGGCUCAGCAAUUGCCACUCACAUCAGGAACUGCCUUUACCCUGUCAGGCUCCACUGAGACCCGACCCUGGUUAUUAAGCUAUAGGGGAGACAAGGAUGGAUCUUAAAGAAGACAAGCAAAAUGUAGUGAAGCAAAUAGAAUGGUGGUUCCUGGGGGAUGGGGGCAGGGGACAAAGAGGAGUGACUGGCUAACAGGUACAGCGUUUCAGUUUGGAAAGACAAAAAAGUUCUGGAAAAAAGAUGGAAGGUGGUGAUGGUUGCACAAUAAUAUGAGUUUUGUUGUUGUUGUUUUUUGAGACAGAGUCUCUCUCUGUUGCCCAGGCUGGAGUGCAGGGGCACGAUUUCGGCUCACUGCAACCUCUGCCUCCCGGGUUCAAGCGAUUCUUGUGCCUCAGCCUCCCAAGUAGCUGGGAUUACAGGCACCCACCACCAUGCCCAGCUAAUUUUUGUAUUUUUAGUAAAGAUGAGGUUUCACCAUGUUGGCCAGGCUGGUCUCAAACUCCUGACCUCAAGUGAUUGGCCUGCCUUGGCCUCCCAAAGUGCUGGGAUUACAGGCAUGAGCUAUUGCGCCCGGCAAUAUGAAUGAAUGUUUUUAACACCAUUGAAUUACACACCUAAAAUUGGUUAAAAUGGUAAAAAAUUUUAUGUUAUGUAUAACUUACCACAAUAAUUUAAAAAAUAUUGUGAAGCGCCUGCCUCAUGUGAGGUCUUCUAAUAAGAGUGGCUGUUCUCCUUCUCAAGAGCGCUUGCGGGCAUUGGGAGUUUCAUAUUCUCAAAUGUCCACAUCCCAAGGCCUACCCCGCCCCUGUCAGUGUCAGAAGUUAGCAGAGCAGAACUGCUAGAUGUGCUCAUUCCAUCUCCUCCAUGGUUGGCCCACCCUUUCGAUCAGAUCCUGGAAUUGGCUUUCAGCACAGCCUUCCAGCUGGCUGUGAUAAAUGAGAGUGGCUUAAACCCUGUCAUCAGGGUUUCACAGCUUGCCCUGAACCCGUAGCCUCUCAUUUUCUCCUUGCAAAUCUUCUAAGGCAGCUAAGAGAAGCCAAUUAACUUCACAAUCCACAUAAUUAGCAUUGCCCCAAACCUUUCAAGUGCUGGAAUGCUGGCGUCCACUAGUGCCUCAUUUCUUUCUAAACCUCAUUCCACAUGGCAAGGGAAGGUCUUAGGAAUUGUGGAGCUGUGGCGUUCUAAGGGUUCUCACUGCCUACCUAUCACCAGCAAGGGAGUCCUUGUUGCCAUCCAUCCCUAGGGGGUAAUUUUGUUCCCUGAGGCUGCUUUCUAGGGACUUCUGGUCCCUUGUUUUAUCCUGGACCAGACCUGAAAGCAGAGCCUGAAAUAAGGCCUUCUAUGCACAUCAUUUAUGUAGGAGGUGGCCCUAGGAAGCAGGCCCAAUGCGCCAUGGGAAAAACCAGUACCAGAGUGUUUUGCUGAGUUGAGCACUGUGGUGGGCAGCUGGACGUGAGCCCACUGGAAUCUUCUGAAGAGCCCAAGAGCCUCUUCUCAGUAUUGUCCACUUGAGGAUUGAUAGUGAGAGGCAUUUAUCCAUUGGUGUCCAACGCUCACUGGUUGAGGAUCACCCCAGAAAGCGACACCUCCCCCACUUCUAGACUAGCAUGUGGGUAUUCCAAGCAGGCUUACCUCAGUGUCUCACCCCAGGCACUGCAAACACCCCAGGACAGAAAGUGAACAUGUGUAUUGUGCAAUUGAAGCAAGACACUAUCAGUGCAAAGUGAGUAGACCCUCAGAUGCUGCUGGGUCAGAGGGAAGGCCCAGGGAUAUGACACAGGACACAGAGGUGGCAGAUACACCACCUCCCAACAUUUCCUCUAUCACAGCAACUAGAACAAUGGCAACAAUAGGGGUGGGUGUGGUGGCUCACGCCUAUAAUCCCAAUACCUUGGGAGGCCAAGGCAGAAGGAUUGCUUGAGCCCAGGAGUUCAAGACUAGCCUCGGCAACUUGGCGAAACCCUGUCUCUACAAACAUAUUUGUAUGUGAUUGAACAAGUAGAACAAUGGAACGGAAAGUCCGGAUGUAGUUCUAAAUAUGUACAGUAACUUAGUAUAGGAUAAAUAUGGCAUCUUAAAUCAAUGGGGAAAAGAUGGAUUAUUCAACAUAUUGUAAAAACUUGAGAAUCACAUUAAAAAAGUUGGACUCC
Molecule: messenger RNA, 3508 nt
Organism: Gorilla gorilla gorilla (western lowland gorilla)
Lineage: Eukaryota; Metazoa; Chordata; Mammalia; Primates; Hominidae
Gene: MILR1
Product: mast cell immunoglobulin like receptor 1
Exons: 10
Coding region: 62-1093 (343 amino acids)
Source: RefSeq, a predicted model, not a curated record